AUGGCCUCCAUUGAGGACUGGGUGGAAACACAGUUCUGCGACUGCUGCGGACGCUACAGGGAGCCAGUCGAAGCCGGCGAGCCAAAACCGUGUGUCGGCUGUGGCUCGUUGCCGCCCUUGCCUCAGAAAACCAUCGUGUACGAGGUCCCUGUGCGACCUACACAACUUCUUUUAGAACUGCAAGCGGCGUAUACGAAGCGUGUCUCCGGUGAGGACGGGCGCGCUGGGUCCGCCGCCGCUGCACUGACCACGGAUCCGUCCAUGGAAGCAACGCGUCAAGUCGUUCGCGGGGGCGAGUGUUGUCCCAAAUGUAACAGUCAGGAGCUCUAUUACGAGACUGUGCAGAUGCGCAGCGCAGAUGAGGGUCAAACCAUCCUCUAUGAGUGCUGUCGCUGUCGAACGCGCUUUACACAGCACUCGUAG
This is a messenger RNA of Cyanidioschyzon merolae strain 10D, 423 nucleotides long. Its product is annotated as DNA-directed RNA polymerase I subunit. Bases 1 to 423 code for a protein of 140 amino acids. The record is from RefSeq and is a predicted model, not a curated record. Gene Ontology annotation, molecular function: nucleic acid binding; DNA-directed RNA polymerase activity; zinc ion binding. Gene Ontology annotation, cellular component: RNA polymerase I complex. Lineage: Eukaryota; Rhodophyta; Bangiophyceae; Cyanidiales; Cyanidiaceae. Gene Ontology annotation, biological process: termination of RNA polymerase I transcription; DNA-templated transcription. The transcript has a single exon.